This is a messenger RNA of Ahaetulla prasina, 3560 nucleotides long. RefSeq names its product interferon-inducible GTPase 5-like. Gene Ontology annotation, cellular component: membrane. The record is from RefSeq and is a predicted model, not a curated record. Gene Ontology annotation, molecular function: GTP binding. The transcript has 3 exons. NCBI's taxonomy places the organism in Eukaryota, Metazoa, Chordata, Lepidosauria, Squamata, Colubridae. Bases 166 to 2025 code for a protein of 619 amino acids.
CCCCGGCGCUGAGCGAGAGAGAGAAGAAGGGGGGAACGGGAGGAAAGCAGCCUCAGCCGGUGGCAUUGGGGUGGGGGAGGACUGCCCACGCGUGGGGUUGUUGUUGGCCGCGGCUCUCUUCUUCGCCAACGGCGCCUGGAUCGCCUUUUGGAGGACAGCUCAGCCAUGGCCAGCUUUCCCUAUUUGGACGAAGCUCAGCUGAGGAAACGCAAGGCUCAAUAUUUGGCCCAGAACUCCGUCGCAGCUGCCUCUCAAAUCCAGGAACUGCUGGAUUUUUUGAACUCCUUCAAGGUCCAGGUUGGGAUCCUAGGAGAGCGUCGCGCGGGGGUGACCAUGCUGGUUGAGGCUCUCCUGAGCAAGCCCUGCCCAGUGACCAAUCUUUAUGCUUACUUCCGGGAAGCUCAACAGCCCACGCUCUCUGCAGAGGCCCACGUUCAUCCCACCUUCCCUCACCUCAUCUUGCACGAUCUACCCGGCUUUGAAGCCAGCGAGACACCGGCUGCCUAUCUCAAGAAGCUGGGUGACCUACAGCAGUUCAGCUGCUUUGUGAUGGUGGUAGGAACCAGGGGCUUCCGAGACCUUCACCUACAAGUCCUUAAGGCCAUCAAGCAAAAGAAGAAAGCUUUCUUCGUGGUUCGCACCAAGAUCGACCUGGAUUUGCACACCGCUCGAAGGCGCCUUCAAUACAGAUACAAUCCGGCAGAGCAGAUGAACCAGAUCCGGAAGGAAUUGUCCGAGACGUUGAUCAAGGAAGGGUUGGAGGCCAAGAAGAUCUUCCUGGUGUCUGGGCUGCAGACGGAAAGAUACGAUUUUGCUUUUUUCGAAGAUACUUUGGAAGGAGAAGUGCUCAAUUUGAAACGGCACCAUGACGGAAAUCUGAAAGACUUCCAUGCAGUGAGUCAAAAGAUGAUCAAGGAGCUGUUUGAAAUUUGCAAGUUCAGCAGCUUGGUUGAAGUCCCAGAGGUAAUCCAGGCUACGCUGGCCAACCCCACUCAAAUCCAUCUGAAUGUAGCUGUGAUUGGGGAAACAGGCUCAGGAAACUCCUCCCUGAUCAAUGCGCUGAGAAGAGUAGGCUCUGAAGAGACAGGGGCGGCCCCCACCGGAGUAGCCGAAACCACCAGGACAGCCACAGCCUACCCAUUCCCGUCCGUCCCUAACAUGUUCCUUUGGGAUUUGCCAGGAGUGGGAUUGAUGGAGGGUGACGUGAAGCGCCUGGAUCUCAGCCGCUACAGUGCCUUCCUGCUGGUGGCCUCGGAGCGCUACAAGCACAUCCACAGCUGUCUGGCCAAAAUUAUUGCUUCGGAAGGGAAACAGUCUUUCUUUGUGAGGAACAAGAUAGACGUAGAUGUGGAGGCCCAAGCUGAAAAACAACCCAAGUUGAAGGAGAAACUUCAGGAACAGAUCCGGAAGAACUGUGUAGAAGCUCUGAAGAACGACGGCAUCGACUGUCCAGUCUUCUUGGUCUCUUCCUUCAUGGCGGAAGCCUACGACCUCCCUCUCCUUCGGGAAGAACUCCAGAAACGGGCUUCUGAGUUGAAGAGGAAGGAACUGAGGAGAGCCAUCCCGACCGUCUUCUCCCAGCUGGUGAGGCUCAAGAGCAAAGUGUUGAUGAAGGACGUGUGGGGGAAGACCUUGCAAGUUGGCCUCUCCUCUGUGGACAAUCUCAACGAGACUGUGGUCGAGAAGCUCCUGACCAUCAUCGCCAGCUUCUGCAUCCACCUGGGUCUGAAUGAAGCGUCUGUGGCGAACACGGCCCGGUGUACUGGCAAAGCCACCCACCGGCUUCAGGAACAGAUCCAAAGUCGUUUUGCCCAGCCAAUGCAACCCACCGAGGUGCUCACCCUCAUAGUUAAGCCUCCCUCGUGGGGCAACUGGGCGUGGACCUACGUGCCGUACUGGGGCGGAGAAGGCAAAGUGGAGGCCACCAUCUCGGUGGAGAACAUUUACAACCUGCUGAAACAAGCUGUCAUGGAACUGUCCGGGGAUGCAGAGAGGUUGCUGGUGGCGGCCUUCUUGGAGGACUAGAGCUGGUUGGAUAGAUUGAUUUAGGGGGAGAGAGAGAGAGAGGAAGGACCAACAACCUCUUUGCCCCACUUUAAAAACGGCGGGGAGGAAAAGUCACGGAAGCGUCCCUGCAAUAGGACACGAUGAGGCGAGAGCAAAGGCUGGUUGGCAUAGCGUCCUGUGGCGGUGGUGGCGACGAUGGUGUUUUUGGGAAGGACCCAAGCAAGAUUGGGCUGUAGAAACUUAAGAAAUGGAACAUCAGCGCUAAGCCUGUACCCCUUUGCACUGCUCAUUUCACGCUUUGUAGUGGCUCUCAACCUUGACAACUUUUAAGAUGUGUGGACUUCAACUCCCAGAAUUCCCCACAUCUUAAAAGUUGGUACGGUUGAGAAAAUACUCUGAGUCGUUCUUUACAUGAAGGAGUUCCUUAUUAUUACAGAGAAAUCAAAGGCUUGCUUACUUGCUAGGAUCCUGGCUUACAAUACUGGUCUUAUAUAGUGGGAAGUUAGUUUAUUUUGGGGGGGGGGGUAGCAAAUGCAUCUCAUGCUAAGACAGGCUUCACACACAGCUUGGCCUGUUCAGGAAAGCGCACGCUGUGCCUAAAAACUCUUUUGAAUUCCCCAGACGUACACAUGCUUAAAAAGAGUUAUUUUCUAUCCAGGAGAAUUCAAAUUCUGUCGAUUGAAAGAGUAGUUUAAAUAUGUCUGUCCUGGAAGUAGAUCAUGUUACACAGUUAUUAAAAACACUGGUCAGGGGUAGAUUGCCUUGCACAAGACAAACUGCAACGAAAAGUUCUAUACAUUGUACAUUUAGCCAUGCCACAAGUUAAUUGAAAAGAGUUGCGUUUGUAGUUUGCUGCAUGACCAAUUAAAAUAGUUGUUCUUUGUUGUACAAUCGUGUUUUGAUCAUUUUUGUUUAUAGUAUGUAACUCACUGGGUUUCUAAAAUCUUCACCCUCAGUCAGGCCUUGCCUAAAUUUUUUUUAAAUUGUUUAUCUUAAUUUGAUUUGCCAGGCAGUGCAGGAUCAUAAAUCCAAAUUCCUUACAAAAUAUUUGUCCGGCCUGCCUGAAGCAAAUUGUCUUCAGAGUGAUGCAAGAGCGUUGUGGUUUCUGUGACUACCAGGUGCUGAGAGAAAAUCUCAUUUGGAUGACAAAAUUGUCUAUUUGGUAAUUGACAACUACCGUAUUUUUCGGAGUAUAAAAUGCACUUUUUUCCCUCCUAAAAGAGGCUGAAAAUUUGGGUGUCUUAUACUCCAAAUGUAAUCCCGCUUGGUGUCCAAAAUGGCUACCCGGAACAGCUGCUGCCUUCUCUUACCCCUUCCGCGCUUUGCCUGCUUUAGACACUGGAGCUCCCUCCGAGGAUCAGCUGUGCUUUUCAGCCCCAACGCAAGUGAAGCGAUCUUCCGUGCUUUGCCUGCUUUUCCAAUUGCUGCUCCCUCCGACAAUCAGCUGUACUUUAGAAGCACAGCCCCAACCAGCCCCAACCUCAAAACCAGCGAGCAAACUAAUGUGCUGGGAUUAGCCAGAUGAAUACCUGGUAGGCAGAUUUCCCCGCCCC